AUGACCGUUCGUUUAACGUUUCAGGAGGCUAUGAGCCUCCUGUCUCUGCCCUCCCGAAGUGAAGAUGACGUGAAAGGCAUGAGACGAUUUAUGAGCGUAAGAGCUGCAUGGCUUCCAGGUUCCGAUUUGAAGGCGUCCGAGGAGGUAUCCGUGGUUGUCAAAAACUCCAUAGUGAAUCGUAAUGCUUUCGGUGGCCACGUUUACUGCCAAGCUGGAAUGGCAGCUGCUCAAGCUAUGAGGGAGUCAUCUUAUAUACAAAGAGGAGACCUGAGCCAGUAUGGUAUACACACAAUGCAUGGAUAUUGGUCCGAGAUUGGUAGCACAGACCGUCCAUUUGUCUAUGAGGUGACGCCGCUGUCAGUGUCACCUUUGUUUAUAAACCUUUUAGUCACAGCUCGGCAGCCACUAUCUCCAAGCACAACGGGGUCAGGGGACUACUACACUCCAGCAGAUAUCGAGGUUUCCAUGGGGAAAAUAUGUUUCAGCAGUCUGGUAUCCUUCAGACCACCUGAGAAAACAUAUUACAAACACCAGGAGCCGUCUGUCCAGAGCCGCUUCGCUACGAUCCUCUCAUCCCGCAGUCCCAUGGAAUGGAUCCCCGCGCCGCCACUGGAUAUCGAUUUCUACACCCAAAACACACCACGCAGCCUAGUAGGGAGCUUUCCAGCCCUGGAGAUGCGCAAAGUGGACAUGCGCUCGUUCAACAAUGGCAGGCCCCUGCACGAGCGCCGCGAGCUGAUCUUGUAUCGUCUUCUGGCCCCUCUGCCGCCUGACGAACCGGCGGCACAUGUGAUGGUUCACGCUUACGAGGCCGAUCGGAAUGGGAUCUUGAUGGUUGUCAACCACAUUGGUUGGGGUCAUGAUUUCGGGCGUGUGGCCUCAUUGAGUAAUUCAAUUGUGGUGCAUACUAAUCCAGCAGAUGCCAUCAUGCAAAAUGGAGGCUGGUGGGUGCAAGAGGUCCUUAUUGGUAGAUCAGAUGCUGGAAGAGGGAUGUUGCACAGCAAGAUUUGGGAUCCAAAGGGCCAACAUGUUGCGACUUGCUAUCAAGAUGGAAUCCUCAGAAACAAAGGAGCCAGGAGACAGUUGACGGCAGUACAGAAGCUAUGA
Messenger RNA from Truncatella angustata, 1107 nucleotides. Its product is annotated as thioesterase-like superfamily-domain-containing protein. The transcript has 2 exons. Gene Ontology annotation, cellular component: peroxisomal matrix. Bases 1 to 1107 code for a protein of 368 amino acids. Gene Ontology annotation, biological process: acyl-CoA metabolic process; fatty acid catabolic process. The record is from RefSeq and is a predicted model, not a curated record. NCBI's taxonomy places the organism in Eukaryota, Fungi, Ascomycota, Sordariomycetes, Amphisphaeriales, Sporocadaceae. Gene Ontology annotation, molecular function: fatty acyl-CoA hydrolase activity.